AUGGGAAAUAAAAUCUAAAUCCAACUCAAUUCAAAAUUCUAUUUUCCGAACUAAACUAUACAAGGUAUUUGUCAGAUCUAUUAGAGGAAUGGUGAUUAUAGAGGAUUCUCAAGAUACUUUGAAAGAGUUUUCUAAACUCUAUAUUCAUCUACAAGGCGAGGAAGCUUGGGAUAAAGGCUUUGAGUGUCUUGAAUCAAGUGAUUUUAAUGUCUUCCAUUCUCAAUUUAAGAUGCUUAAAGACAUCAAUGAGGAACGAAACCCAGAAGAUUAGAAAUUGAAAAUCUAAAAAACGAUCGCAAUUCCAUUCACUUAUGCAUUACCUGACAACAUCCCUGGUUCGAUGAAAAGAGAAAAGGGUUAUAAACUAAAGAUCGAUUACUCUAUGUCUUUGAUUGCUGAGACCCUUAAAUUGGAUAGGAUUGUCUUAAAAAAAUUGCCCAUCAUUGUAAACCAAUAUGCAGUGAGACAAAAUAUCAGUCGAAGCAUAUCUAAUAGUCAUGCCAUGAGAGGAUUUUGGCAUACCUAUUAAGGAGUAUUAUUGAGAAUCGAUAUUAGAUUGCUAAAUUGGAAUGCAAAUAUAGUGGCGAGGAAUUUUCGAUUGGUGAUUCAAUUCACUUGGAAUUGUAGGUGGAUCUAAGGGAAAGCAAAUAAUACAUAUAGGAAAUCGUGAUUUCAUUGAAUAAGAGAACCACUAUCAAUGAUAGAGAACCAAAAGUUAUCAUAGAAUAAAUUUCCAAACAUCAUUUGCCUGGAAUUGUCCAAGGAAUCGUUUAGACAAUCAAAAAGUCUAUUGUGCUCUUUGAUUUUAAUAACAAAAUAGAACUAUCCACUACUGGAUAACAAAUUAAGGUGGAUUAUUUAAUUAGGAUACAAGCCAAUUCAACAUUGUUCAACCUCAACAAUAAUGACUUAAGAAUCGAUAUUCCUAUCAAUUUAUUCCAAAGAAGAAUCAAAUCAAACGAUUUAAAGUAUGAAACCAACCAGAUUAAAGAUCUAUUCCAUCUGUAUGAUGUAAAUAUUUAAAUAGUUGUUAGGUCGUAAAACUAUGAUCAAUUGCAC
Molecule: messenger RNA, 1059 nt
Organism: Paramecium octaurelia
Lineage: Eukaryota; Ciliophora; Oligohymenophorea; Peniculida; Parameciidae
Source: the annotation of a GenBank genome assembly